CCAUCAUACUCCUAACCACGGUCAAACUCCUUCUCUCCUCUCCCUCAUCGAUUCCUGUAAUUGCUUAGCUUCAGAUCUACUCCAUCGUUAGGGUUUCAAUUUGGAAGAUUUGUCUUUGAUUCUCUGUUGAUAUCUUUCGCCAAUUCCUUCGAGAUCGAUCUCCCGACCGCGUAAUUCGUUGAUAAUUGUUCCAUGUUUCUCCACAACAGACAUAGACACCGAUAAAUGGAGACGCAGCGAAUUAUCGAAUUUCCUCAUCAGAACAUGGACAAGCGCCCCAGGAAGAGACCUCGUCUAACAUGGGACAUGCCCCCUGCUAUUCCUCCGGCUUCCAAGGCUCUUCCGGCUUUAUACUGCAGCCAGGAACUUGCGAAUGGAGUGCUUCCAAAUCAUGUAUAUUCUUCCGUGAUCUACAGGGGAGUGCCUCGCAAUGCAUCACCUCCUUGGAGACCCGAUGAUAAAGAUGGGCAUUACGUUUUUGCUAUUGGUGAAAAUCUAACCUCACGAUACAGAAUUCUCAGUAAAAUGGGUGAAGGGACGUUUGGCCAAGUCUUGGAAUGUUUUGACAAUGAAAAAGAGGAAGUUGUUGCAAUCAAAGUUAUUCGCUCCAUACACAAGUAUCGUGAGGCCGCAAUGAUUGAAAUUGAUGUUUUGCAGAGGCUUGCCAGGCAUGACAUUGGCAAUGCACGUUGUGUGCAAAUACGGAAUUGGUUUGACUAUCGUAAUCAUAUUUGUAUUGUAUUUGAGAAGCUUGGGCCAAGCUUAUACGAUUUUCUCCGCAAAAACAGCUAUCGUUCUUUUCCCAUUGAUCUUGUUCGGGAGUUUGGCAGACAACUUUUGGAGUCUGUAGCAUUUAUGCAUGAUUUACGAUUGAUUCACACUGAUUUGAAGCCUGAGAAUAUUCUUCUUGUCUCAUCAGACUAUAUUAAAGUGCCAGACUAUAAGUUUCUGGCUCGAACAACAAAAGAUGGCUAUUAUUUCAAAAACCUACCUAAGUCAAGUUCCAUAAAACUCAUUGACUUCGGGAGUACAACAUUUGAACAUCAGGAUCACAGUUACGUGGUGUCAACCAGACACUAUCGAGCACCAGAGGUUAUCUUAGGUCUUGGGUGGAAUUAUCCUUGCGAUCUCUGGAGUGUGGGGUGUAUACUGGUUGAACUCUGCUCUGGUGAGGCCCUUUUUCAAACUCAUGAGAACUUGGAGCAUCUAGCUAUGAUGGAGAGAGUUUUGGGGCCACUACCUCCACAUAUGGUGGUCAGGGCUGACCGUCGAGCUGAGAAAUAUUUUAGAAGGGGUGCACGGUUGGGUUGGCCAGAUAGUUCAACUUCAAGAGAAAGCAUGAGGGCUGUCUGGAAAUUGCCUCGCUUGCCGAACCUUAUAAUGCAGCAUGUUGAUCAUUCUGCUGGCGAUUUGAUUGAUCUUCUUCAAGGACUCCUUCGAUAUGACCCUGCUGAACGGUUCAAAGCAAGGGAAGCAUUAAGACAUCCCUUCUUCACUGGGGAAGCAAAACGUGUUUAUCCUUUGUAAGUACCUCAUACAGAAUGAAUGAAUGACAUGGAGGAGAAAACAUGAGUUUGGAGAUGAAUUUCUUGUGCAACGCUACUUUCUAAUGGUAUGUUUAUUUCAUGACCCCACACUGUAUAGUGAAAUCAUAUUGUGUUC
Prosopis cineraria is the source of this 1662-nucleotide messenger RNA. Its product is annotated as serine/threonine-protein kinase AFC1. The record is from RefSeq and is a predicted model, not a curated record. The transcript is spliced from 12 exons. NCBI's taxonomy places the organism in Eukaryota, Viridiplantae, Streptophyta, Magnoliopsida, Fabales, Fabaceae. Gene Ontology annotation, molecular function: ATP binding; protein kinase activity. Gene Ontology annotation, biological process: protein phosphorylation. Bases 226 to 1527 code for a protein of 433 amino acids. Gene Ontology annotation, cellular component: nucleus.